This is a messenger RNA of Ogataea philodendri, 1629 nucleotides long. RefSeq lists its product as uncharacterized. The coding region runs from base 1 to 1629 and encodes 542 amino acids. The transcript has a single exon. Gene Ontology annotation, cellular component: chaperonin-containing T-complex. The record is from RefSeq and is a predicted model, not a curated record. Gene Ontology annotation, biological process: protein folding. Gene Ontology annotation, molecular function: ATP hydrolysis activity; ATP binding; ATP-dependent protein folding chaperone. Lineage: Eukaryota; Fungi; Ascomycota; Pichiomycetes; Pichiales; Pichiaceae.
AUGUCUACCCCGACGAUUGUUGUGCUGAAAGAAGGAACGGACACGUCUCAGGGCCGUGGCCAGAUUGUUUCGAACAUCAACGCGUGUCUGGCUAUCCAGGACACGUUGAAGGCGACUCUUGGUCCUCUUGGAUCGGACAUUUUGAUUGUGAACAAUGGGCGGACCACGAUUUCCAACGACGGAGCCACGAUCCUGAAGCUUUUGGACGUGGUUCAUCCUGCUGCGAAGAUUCUUGUUGAUAUUUCGCGGUCGCAGGAUGCAGAGGUUGGUGACGGAACCACUUCUGUGACGCUCCUUGCGGCAGAGUUCUUGAAGGAGAGCAAACAGUUCAUCGAGGAGGGCAUGCCUUCGCAUGUGAUCACCAAGGCGUUCCGCAAGGCGUGCGAUCUUGUUUGCGACAAGAUUCUGGAAUUGCAGGUGGAAUUGGACACAGACCAUAGCGACGCUGAAAUGAGACAGUUACUCGAGAGAUGUGCACGCACAGCCAUGUCUUCCAAGAUUAUCCAGAACAACGCGGAGCUGUUCACCAAGAUGGCCGUUGACGCGGUGUUAGUGCUGGACAGAGACGAUUUGGACGAGAAUCUGAUCGGAAUCAAGAAAGUUCCUGGUGGCUCGAUGGACGAGUCGCGGUUGGUGAACGGAGUGGCUUUCAAAAAAGCGUUUUCGUAUGCCGGUUUCGAGCAGCAGCCCAAGAAGUUCACCGACCCAAAGGUGUUGUCGCUGAACGUGGAGCUGGAGCUGAAGGCCGAGAAGGACAACGCGGAGGUGAGAAUCGACAAGGUUGCAGAUUACCAGGAGAUUGUGGAUGCCGAGUGGAAGAUCAUCAUGAACAAGCUGGACGCGAUCGUGGCGACGGGGGCCAACAUUGUGCUUUCGAAGCUGCCGAUUGGCGACCUGGCCACGCAGUUUUUCGCCGACAGAGGCAUCUUUUGUGCGGGUAGAAUCCCAGCAGAGGACAUGGAGAGAGUGGUGCAGGCUGUUGGAGGUUCUGUGCAAACGACGGUCUCGGAUAUCAAGCCGGAGAACCUGGGCUCGUGUGCCAAGUUCGAGGAGGUGCAGAUUGGAGGAGAAAGAUACAACGUUUUUGAAGGGUGUCCAAAGGCCAAGACGUGUACGCUGAUUCUGCGUGGAGGAGCGGACCAGGUGAUUGCGGAGGUGGAGAGGUCUUUGCACGACGCGAUCAUGAUUGUAAAGCGGGCCUUGAAACACAACGCGGUGGUUGCUGGCGGAGGAGCCAUCGAGAUGGAACUGUCCAAGCACCUUAGAAACUACUCGAGACAGAUUGCCGGCAAGCAGCAGCUGAUCAUCGCAGCGUACGCCAAGGCGUUGGAGGUGAUUCCUAGACAGCUGUGCGAGAACGCUGGUUUGGACGGCACAGACCUGCUCAACAACCUGAGAGCCCAGCACUCCAAGGGAGAGGUCUGGUACGGGCUGGACUUUGAGGAAGAGACCAUCAGCAACAACUUUGACAAGUUUGUGUGGGAGCCGGCGCUGGUGAAGAUGAAUGCAUUGCAAAGUGCCACCGAGGCCGCCAUUUUGGUGCUGAGCGUGGACGAGACGAUCAGAAACGAGCCGAACGAGCCCCAAGCACAGCAGCCAAUGGGAAGAGGCAGAGGAAUACCCAGAUAG